GUCAAAAACAACCAAUAAACAUCAGAUCGAGCUGCUUUUAAGUCGUAUGCAAGCGCACCCAGACAUUGCGCGCGGUUUUUUUAAAGGCCAGAAGGACGAUGUUAACAAGUUUUGGCGCCAGGUGGAAGAGGAUUUAAACUCAGCAGGGCCACCAAUGAAAAAUGUGUGCGAAUGGAAAAAGGUUUGGGCUGAUCAGAAAAAAUACGUACGGCGAAAGGCGGCCCAAAAUCUAAAAGCCAGCAAAGGAACUGGUGGAGGACCCAACAUGGAACAAAAAUUGUCGCCUACUGAAGAAGCCAUAUACGAUCAUGUGACAAAGUCACCUGCAGAUAAUUCCACAGCAGAGAAUGAUAUACUCGAUAGCACUAUUGAAGAACUUGAGGAAGUUACUCCGUAUCAGCCGCCAACGAAAAAAAAACGCAACACUCCGCAAGGCGAGCCAAAAAAGCAAAAUAGCUAUACUAACGAUAUGUUUGUACAGGAAAUCGGUGUGCAGAAAGAGGUGUGUGAGUCAAUAACAGAGGCUGUGACGGGUUUAAAGGACCAAAAGGAAAUUACAAAAAAAAUUUAUCGCUCCCUUGAUCGGAUUUAUGACGUUCAAAAGCAAAAUUUUGAAAAAAUGUUUCAACUAGAACAGGAAAAAGUGGAAGAAAUGAAGCGACAUAAUUUAUUUAUGGAAAAACUUAGACUUAGUGAAGUGGAGAGUAAAAUAGAGAGAAAUCGUCGUCUAUUGGAGAUAGAAGAUUUAAAGGGCAAUAUUAAAUAA
This is a messenger RNA of Rhagoletis pomonella (apple maggot), 766 nucleotides long. RefSeq lists its product as uncharacterized. Lineage: Eukaryota; Metazoa; Arthropoda; Insecta; Diptera; Tephritidae. The annotation marks the transcript as partial. The transcript is spliced from 3 exons. Gene Ontology annotation, cellular component: nucleus. The record is from RefSeq and is a predicted model, not a curated record.